AUGCGAUUAUUAGCAUUGCUGCUCUGGCUCUGCGUAGCCUCUUCACUGGCCCGCAUCCUAUCGACGAAAGGUCUCUACGGCCUUGUCAGACGGCGGCUACCCAAUCAUGUGGACCACUUCCACUUCACCAUCGAUUAUUCCAAUAUCACCGGUGCUGACGGCUAUGACCAAUUCAUGGUACAGAGUGCGCCAAAUGGCACAAUUCUAGUCAAGGGUAAUUCUGUCUCAGCGCUGUCAUCGGGACUCCAUCGAUACUUAACGGAAGUCGCUCACGUCGAUAUCUAUUGGUUUAUCGGCAGUCGGCUGGAUCAGAUAGCCUCCCCACUCCCUCGUCUCACCAAGCCAAUUGAGGGAUCUAGCACCGUUCCCUGGAGAUAUCACUUCAAUACCGUUACCUUCUCUUAUACCACGGCAUUUUGGACUUGGGAAGAGUGGGAAACCCAGUUAGACUGGCUUGCUCUCCAGGGCGUCAAUCUGCCUCUCGCUUGGGUGGGCCAAGAGAAGAUUCUCGUGGAUGUCUUCCAUGAAAUCGGUCUCACUGACACUGAAAUCGCGACCUUCCUCACCGGACCCGCAUUUCAGGCAUGGAACCGCUUCGGGAAUAUUCAAGGUUCCUGGGGAGGGAGUUCUCUACCUCGGGAUUGGAUUGACCGACAGUUCGACCUUCAAAAGAAGAUUAUACCUCGCAUGGUGGAGCUGGGAAUGACACCUGUCCUGCCUUCGUUUACAGGAUUUGUUCCUAUGAACACCACUCGCGUUCUCCCAGAUGCGAAAAUCGUGAGAGGAUCACAAUGGGGUGGCUUCCCACGUCGAUACACCAACGAUUCGUUUCUCGAACCCUUUGACGAUCACUUUUCAAAGCUCCAGUACAGUUUUAUCAAUAAGCAACGAGCCGCGUAUGGGAAUGUCAGUCACAUCUACACCCUAGAUCAGUACAACGAGAAUGUCCCUUACUCGGGAGAUCUGGAUUAUCUCCGCAACAUCACCCGUACUACCUGGCAAAGUCUCAAACAAGCUGAUCCUGAUGCCAUCUGGAUGAUGCAAGGCUGGCUUUUCUAUGCACAGUCCGAUUUCUGGACUGGUGAGCGGGUAGAAGCUUACCUCGCCGGGGUGGCGGAUCACAAGGACAUGUUGAUUCUGGAUCUGUUCUCCGAGUCCGCUCCCCAGUGGCGCCGAACCCAAUCCUACUAUGGUAAGCCGUGGAUUUGGUGUCAGCUGCACGACUAUGGGGGCAACAUGGGUCUCUAUGGGCAAAUCACAAAUAUCACCGUCAAUGCAACCCAAGCACGGAUCGAAUCACCAUCUUUAGUCGGCUACGGCUUAAGUCCAGAGGGACAAGAAGGCAAUGAGAUCAUUUAUCGACUGCUGCUGGAUCAGGCGUGGUCUACGACACCCCUGGAAAGUAAACAAUACUUCCAUGAUUGGGUGCGUAGCCGGUAUUCCGGCUCCGGAUCCACCCCUAACGAGCUGUAUGAGGCGUGGGAACUGAUGCGGACCCCGGUAUACGACAAUACCAAUGCUUCGGUUUAUGCUGUGAUCAAGUCCGUGCUUGAGCUUCGGCCGGCCAUCGACAAUAUCGCCGGGAGGGUCGGGUUCCAGGCCACCGCACUCACCUACGAUCCAAUGAUCCUGGUGCAAGCAUGGCACAAGCUCUACUAUGCUGCAGACUCUGAGCCAGCACUGUGGACCAACCCUGCCUAUCGAUUGGAUAUGGUUGAUGUGACGCGUCAAGUCAUGGCCAAUGCGUUUAUUCCCCUGUAUCGCAGUCUGGUGUCUACCUGGAAUACCUCCAACGCCGGCCAAGACACCCUGUCUCGCAAAGGAGAGCAGAUGAUUCAGCUUCUGAGUGAUCUCGAUGCUGUUCUUCUCACCAGCUCCCAUUUUCGGUUGUCUACGUGGAUCAACUCCGCCCGGGCCUGGGCUCAUGGUAACGACAGUCAAGCAUCGUUCUUGGAAUACAACGCGCGCAACCAAAUCACACUCUGGGGCCCCACGGGGCAAAUCGCCGACUAUGCGUCCAAGCAGUGGAGUGGUGUGGUCUCAUCCUUCUCUAUUCCCCGCUGGCAGAUCUUCAUCAAGUAUUUGAAGUCCAUGCCGCCCGCGUCGUUCAACGCCACGGAAUUGACGGCACAGCUGAUGGACUUUGAACUUCAUUGGCAGCAUGAGAAGUGGGAGAAGCCAGAUCCAAGUGGGGAGGCCGAGGAUCUGGAGAAGGUGUUGGGUCGUGUGUACAGUCGGUGGCCAUCUAUCUUUGCAGAAUCGUGA
Messenger RNA from Penicillium canariense, 2265 nucleotides. Its product is annotated as alpha-N-acetylglucosaminidase. The coding region runs from base 1 to 2265 and encodes 754 amino acids. NCBI's taxonomy places the organism in Eukaryota, Fungi, Ascomycota, Eurotiomycetes, Eurotiales, Aspergillaceae. The transcript is spliced from 3 exons. The record is from RefSeq and is a predicted model, not a curated record.